GGUGGGAACACCAGCCUCACCGCAUGUCGGCAGGUGUGUGUGUGUGCCUGUGUCUCGGUAUGUGGGUGCGUGUUUCUCUGUAGCUGAGGGUGUCUAUGUGUGAACCCGUGUGCGUGCGCGUGUGUGCGCGCGCGCGCUCGUAUCUCUCCCUCUCUCCCCCGCCCUUUUCUCGAGUGUGUGUGCGCGUGUGUGCGCGGCUGGGAGGGCAGAGCCAGGCGGGCUGAGCAGCAGCGCAGUGCCCCAGCGCGGGGCAGAGCAAGCCGGAGCCGAGCGGGAGUCGCUUGGGGCUGGCAGCAGCGCGGAGCCGCCGGACCGGCGCGGACGCAACAGGCGGGGCGGCUCGGCGGCGGCUGCCGGUCGGAUGGCCGUGCACGGCGCCGCCGCCUCCUGAGGCAGAGGCGCGCCGGGCCGGGCUCCCCCGCCGGCCGGCAUGCGGGCGGAGGAGCCGCUGGCGCUGGCGGCCCCGCGGGCAGGCGGCGGCGGCGAGGGGGAGGUGGACACGGCAGGCGAGGAGCGGAGGGGCGGCAGCUGCUGCAGCAGCGAGCGGCUGGUGAUCAACAUCUCGGGGCUGAGGUUCGAGACCCAGCUGCGGACCCUCUCCAUCUUCCCUGACACGCUGCUGGGUGACCCCAGCCGUCGGGUGCGCUACUUCGACCCGCUCCGCAACGAGUACUUCUUCGACCGGAAUCGGCCCAGCUUCGAUGCCAUCCUCUACUACUACCAGUCCGGGGGACGGCUCCGCCGGCCGGUGCAUGUGCCCCUGGACAUCUUCCUUGAGGAGAUCCGCUUCUACCAGCUGGGCCAGGAGGCCAUCGAGACCUUCCGGGAGGACGAGGGCUUCAUCCAAGAGGAGGAGAAGCCCCUGCCGCAGCAUCACUUCCAGCGCCAGGUCUGGCUGCUCUUUGAGUACCCUGAGAGCUCCGGGCCAGCCCGGGCCAUUGCCAUCGUCUCUGUGCUGGUGAUCCUCAUUUCCAUUGUCAUCUUCUGCCUGGAGACCCUGCCUGAGUUUCGCCAGGAACCCAAGGGGGCCCAGCCUGGCUUUGGGGAGGCGGCACCACCCAGUGACGAUAUGCUGCUCCUGCUGCCACCACCGAGUGGGACCCCAUCGCCCCUGCACCCUGCUGCUGGCACUGGUCCCUUCUUCACCGACCCCUUCUUCCUCAUUGAGACCCUGUGCAUCAUUUGGUUCUCCUUUGAGCUCCUCGUCCGCUUCUUCGCCUGCCCCAGCAAGCCCGAGUUCUCCCGCAACAUCAUGAACAUCAUUGACGUUGUGGCCAUCAUCCCCUACUUCAUCACCCUGGGCACUGAGCUGGCCCAACAGCAGCAGCAGAAGCAGCAGCCCGGAAGCAGCAGCAACAACGGGGGCCAGCAGCAAGCCAUGUCCUUGGCUAUCCUCAGGGUCAUCCGUCUGGUCAGGGUCUUCAGGAUCUUCAAGCUCUCCAGGCACUCCAAGGGUCUGCAGAUCUUAGGGAAGACUCUCCAGGCCAGCAUGAGGGAGCUGGGCCUCCUCAUCUUCUUCCUCUUCAUUGGGGUGAUCCUCUUCUCCAGCGCUGUCUACUUUGCAGAGACUGAUGACCCUGACUCCCUGUUUACGAGCAUCCCUGAUGCUUUUUGGUGGGCGGUGGUGUCCAUGACCACCGUGGGCUAUGGGGACAUGUAUCCCAUGACAAUUGGUGGCAAGAUUGUGGGCUCCUUGUGUGCCAUCGCAGGUGUGCUCACUAUUGCCCUGCCUGUCCCUGUCAUUGUGUCCAACUUCAACUACUUCUACCACCGAGAGACUGAUCAUGAAGAACAGUGCCAGUACACCCAUGUCACCUGUGGCCAGCAUCAGUCCCCCUUCUCUGAGCCCAAGAAGGGGGACAGUAAUCUGUCUCUCAGCAAAUCUGAAUUCCUGGAAGCAGAAGACCUGGAAUCCAUGAAAUAUUCCAACUUCAUUCCUCCCAGCAACCAGGGUUAUAAAGAGAAGAAAAUGCUGACAGAGGUGUGAUCAAUUCUGUUAUCCUGGGUCCAGACACAGAGCUGCAAGCUGCUGCACAGCUGUCUUCCCACUAGCUGCUGGAUCUAUUCAGCAUUUACAUGCCAGACUGUGAAUUGUGAUACUGUAAACAGAAUGAUUGUGAUAAUGGGCUCUCCUGUCCUGACUUGCUGUUUCUCAUUACCUUGUGCCAUCAGAAAUGUUCUUGCUUUAUUCUGUGGAGUGCUAGCUGUCAUCCCCCACUCUCUCAUGGAUUUCUGUUUCUUUUUCUGAAGACUGCUUUAAUCCAAUGUUAACUCUGGAGGCUAACCUUUCUAGUCCACUGGCAAAGAAAUAGCCCUUGCCACAACUUCAGCUGAAGGAUUAGGCGCGGAAUAAACAGUUAAAGGGGCUACAAACAUCUGGCUCAAGCUCUGCCCUUAGUUCCUGUACCAGCGCAGUGCCCUUGGCUGCAGGAUCAGUCAUGCCUGCCAUGCCAUUGCCUUGGAAUGAUGGAAACGCUGUAGCCAGCGUCACAGUGAGUUCUGCAGCUGUAGGGGAAAGUUGGCAGAUGCCUUCUUCCUUUGCAACCCUUUGCAUGCUAAAAAUCCUGUGGGCUUAUGUUUUGAAAAAGGUGUAUAGAUCUAAAAUCUCUUAGUUGCUUAUGACCAGAUAUUGUAUUUCAAAAGCAGGCUUAAAAAAUCAACAGGCUUGGUGAUGAUUCUCUGUGUUUUAAGCUUGUUUCAGUCUUAUUUAUGCCAGGGCCCUGAAGUUGAUUGGUUUUUAUAAUAUCAAGUUAAUCUUCAUAGUGGUAAGUGGCUUCUGAUGCAAGAUACCUUCAAGAAAAAUCAUUUGUUAUCUCCACACAAUAGUGUUUCAUGAGAUGUACUUUAUGCUUCAAGUAUCCAGUUCUGUAUUCAGACAUGUGAGAGCAAUUGACUCCACUGGGAUUUUACUAAAAGGUUUGUAUAGCUGAGGGAAGUUUGCAUGUUGGUAUAAUUCUGUUGCUGAAAUACCUCAACCGCAGACAGCUGCACCUGUGCUAACUUGCACUGGUGUAACUGGCUGCAGGCAUAAAUUGCCCCAGGAUAAGCAGGUCAACAUUAGAGAUGUAGAUCAGCACUGAACAAACUUUCCAAAGCCCUCUGCACAAGCCCAACAGCAUAUCCCAGAUCUUUCAAAUGAGAGGAGAAAAGAGCUAGGCUUGAUGAGAUGCUUUUGUUUGAUCUAGCCAGUUCUGUAUAUUUCUUAGACAAAAGGCACAGCAAUGUCUUUUGCAUGCACUAGGUCUUUAUAAGAAUAACUUAUGCUAGCAAUGCAAAAUGCAUACCUUGGCCUGAAGUGUGGGGCUUGUCAAGGGGCCACAGAUAUGCAUCUUAAGAUGCAUCUUCUGCUUUGCAGAUCAUUUCAUUCUUUAAUCAGCUCUGCCUUAUACCUGAAUUUAAAAUGUCUCAGAUGCUGCCAGUGGAUAAGAAGGGGAAAUGGAUGCUUUCAGAUUCCAUUGGUAAAUUUUACUGCAAGGAAAUGUCUUUUUGUGUUCUUUAUCUAAAUCUAAAUGUAUAUUCUUCAUUCACAUGUGCAUGUGUAUAAAAGCAAAGGCAGCCAUUAAUGCCUUGCAUCGUACUGUUUAUGUGUAUUAGAAUGUAUUACAUAUUGCAUGUGACACAUGUAAUACAUAAAACAGACAAUGUCAAGAUGCAGAAUAUAUAUAAUGCGCUUUAUGUAUAUGUAUAUAUUAUGGUUUUCAACCAUAAGGCUAAGAAUGCUAAAGGCAUGUCCUUUCAUAUAGUCAGAACUGGCAGGGUUAUGAGAUGGGAUCUAUUUGCGUAUUUGUUACUCUGCUUGUUUUUUGUUGCCUUGAGAUCUGGCUCCCAGCCUAGCGUGCCUUUAUUGUGGCUCUCCUCAUCUGGGCCCUGAUCACAUGGUAGAAGUUGUUUGUGCAGAUCCUAACUGCUGCAUUUCUCCAGAGUCCCCUUGUCUUCUCAAAGGCUUUUGGAUGCACGGGGAUUUCCCUAGGUGUCAGUGCACAGCCGUUAUAUUGAAACCUUUGUUUUCUCUCUCACUGAAGUCAGUAGCAAAAUGCCACUUGUCUUACUGCAGGACAGUCUGGGAUGGCAGGCGAGCGGGAUGGCAGGAGUUUGCCUGAAUAAAGACAGCAGAAUGUAACUUCCAGGGCCAUCUCUGCAGAGGUACAUAAGGGCCUAAUUCCUCUUUGGUUCACUGGGACUGAGGCAAAUGUCUAGGAAGGUCCAAACCUUGAGACUCAUUCUGAAUCCCUUAAAGCAUGUAACUAACCUCUGGGUAAGUAAUCCUGGUAAAUCAGUGGGUCUCAGGAAGGAUCUGCAAGGUGGGAUCUCUGGUGAUUUUGUGCAAAAAUUUGUCUUGGUCUCUCAGUUCACUCAGUAAAAAGCUAUUAUUAUUAGCUGUGUUUCAGCUUCAUGGUAAUGAAAUCUUUUUGUGUGCAAGAGACUGACUUUUCUUCAAAUUUUAUGUGGUUCUAGCAGAAGAACCUACUAUUUAAGAUAUUGCUUUCCUAGGGGUGUAUCAAGACUCCUGCUAUCUCCUAGCAGAAUGCCCAUGUUUGGGUUAUUUUAUUCCUGAGCAUAUCAGCUGAUAAAAGUUUUCCCAAAGUAAGAUAUAAAAAACUCAGGUUAAGCACAAGUUCAAGGGGAGGCAUGAGGCACACUGAACCUACGUCAGCAAAUUCCUGUGCUUGUUUUUUCCUGGGCCUGACCCCAUUACGCCUUCCAGGCAGAAUCCUUCCCUUCUAAAGAAAAGGUUGUUCUCCUGACCAGCAUGACAAACGACAAAAAAAGAUGUGAGGUAAAUUACCGGUAGCAUAAUCACAGCAUCUCUUGUAAAGGUGCUCUCGUAAGGAGAUUCCUUGCUCUCAGCAGUGAGGUUCUAGCUGGAGUGUUUGUGGCUUUUAAGAGUCUCCACACACAGCCAUGCGCACACACACAAUACUAUUGUGAAGAAACUUUAUUGCAAACAAGCAGCUUUGUGCGGUUUUUGCAGUUCACAUUUUUCAGUACUGAAAAGAAUGUGUAAAUGAAGAUGUAUAAAACAGGAGUAAAGUUUUUUCCUUGGGUUUUCUGUGUUAGAGCUAAGAGAAAUACAAAAAGCAAACAAAAGCUCAGAAAUGAUAACCUAGGGGCUUCCAUUUAGACAUGUAAAUCCCUCUCUAGAAAUCUCCCGAAAAGCAGGAUAAUGACGUCCCAUGGGCUUCAAUAAUACUGGGGACUACUGCAGUUCUGGAAUUUGGCAUUUUUAUUAAGGAGACUUCAGAUUUUUUUUUUUUUUAAAUGGCUGAGGUGAUCUAGGAGCACAUGUCAUUGACUUUACAUAGGAAUGGUGUCCCUAAAUCACACAGGUGCUUUCAAAAAUCUCACCUCAAAUCUCACCUCUUAGCACUCACUUCUGGAUGUUUGAAAUACAAAACUGUCUAUCUGUAAAGCUGUUUCCUUCUUAAGGCAGAGCAAAUCUUUGUGAAACAAAGUAGGCAUCUCUUGGGACUUGUUUCCAUAACAACCUCCCAGACUGUUUCUCUCUACCCAGUGACUUAGGCUACAAGCAAAAGCACUCACUGAGUAUUUUCAGUCCUCCAAUAUGAGUACCCCAUCAUUAUAGCUGUUUUCUUUGCUUACUGAAGAAGAUCCCAUCACCUUAUAUCAUGUACAACUGCCCUAUCCAGCUCAAGACUGACAGACUAUUGCAGCAUUGGAAAACAGACAUGCAAACCAGGAGAUGGGAAAGGACUUUGUGCAAAGAUAUACAAAUAAAGAGAGGUGGAGACUGUGUGAAGGACUUCUGAGCACUCACAGUCAAGGAGUUGGGGGGACAACAGGCCUCCAAAUUUGGAGUCAUCUGGGUACCCAGUGAUGAGGAACAUGAGCUAAAGCAUCUAAUUAAAAAAAAAACAAAAACAAAAAAAACCCACACACAAAAGACAGUAACUCCUCUUUCAAUACUCUUGUUAAGAAAUAAAGUCUUGCUGUGGAAGAGAGUUGUUUCCUGAACCCUUUGUUGUUGUUCUGUGACCAUCAGUUCCCCAAAUCAUUUCCCCACAGGAUGUUAUGCACCAAAUCAGGACAGAAACCAUCUUGCUGGAGGUGGGGAAGGAAGGAACAGAAGAAUUUUACUGAGGACAAAUUCUUUAUCCACAGCUCAUCACCCACAUAAAGGACUGUAAGUGUGAAAGGCAAGAAGAGGUUUUUUGCAAUCUUUCAAAGCCUACGUUACUGAUGGGUUCUUGCACUUACCUCCAAGAUGAAAUUUCUAGUCUGUUCCUGUUUGGAAAAUGUUGAAAUUUGGGAUUUUUGAGCAAUAUUCUGUUUGGUUCUACUCCUUUUGCUCCAGCUUCCACAAAUAAAGUUUCACUGCCAUAUCAGCUGUGGAGGUGAAGGUGACUGGACUUAAUGUUCUUUGUGAGACCCAUCCAUUCAGUGUACAAAUACCGCUAUGGAGAUAAAGAAGAGUGAGUAUAAAGGAAAUUCAGGGCAGCAAGAGGCAGGAUAAGGAUUUAAGUGUCUUCCAUACUGUGGUGGAAACAGCAAUGUCAUCCCUCAAAGCAAAGGAACAGACAGCUUCAGUAUCUGCUGUUGUAGCAGAAGUAGGUCCUGUUUACAUCAGAGAAAGACCCACAGAUUACAGCAAGAGUUAACCACAGCUUUCCCAAAAGCUAUCAUCUGAGUUGAGUCCAACAGGUAUAGUGGCAGCCAUUGGAGCAGUGUGGCUCCAGUGUCAGCUCCAGUACUUCUUUCCAUUCAAUUAGAUGAUAUUUGGAUGCUCCAAACCAAAUGAAAUGACAGGCCAAAUGACACGUAUACUGGAAUGUGUAUUCGGAGUGACAAAAAGGAUGUUCCAGUGCUGUUGCUGAGGCAAGCCAACUGUUCUUUUCUGCAACUGUAAAAAAAGCACAGGCUGGACCCUGGAUGCUUCAAGGCUGUCAUGUUGGCAUGCUGCAAAAGACAUUGUUGCAUCUUCUCAUUGUAGAGUUGUUGAAGUUUCCCUCUGUGCGGGGAAUGCAGCAGUUAUGGUCAGGAAACUGUUUUCCUUGCUCAGUGGUUUUCUUGUUGCUGUUUUUAAAUGGGUUAACACUCUUAGUUCCAGGAAACUCAAACUAGAUGUGAACAAGGAUUGGAGGGAGGAGGGAAGGAGAAUCCCUUACAAGAUUCAGGUGUAUAUGAUGUCUGAGAAAAUCAAACUAAAUAGUUUCCAGUGGUUAAAUAGCAGCAAUUUAGAGCCGUUCAUCAAAAGCUCCAGACAAGCUUGGAGUCCUAUGGGAGGCUGCAAAUGAACACAGGGCACCUCCAAAAGAUGUUGUUAGUGGCACCUAUUUUAAAUUUUUUUUCAAGUGGAAGAUCCCGGCCUGGCAAAUGCAUAAAGUCAGGCCUUAGAAGAGCAAAUGACUUUCUCUAGAGAACUGAACAAUUGGCCAGAGUCUGUCCAUCUAUCUUCCUGUCUCUCUGCUCUGGAUUACUGUGCUUUUAUAAACUAUGUUUUCAUAACUCAGAUAAAUGGUAGGAGUUUAACAGAACGCUACAAGUAAUAACUUCAUGCUUAAUAAAUUCAUGCUUAAUAUGUGUAAUAUCUAAGGGACGGGCCCAAACUAGAGGUAUUUCUCUUUUCCCUAUGAAGUGUGUUGCUUUAGUGUAUGUAUAGCUAAUUCUUGUGAAUGUGUGAGUCCAUUGCCUGUUUUAAAGGAGAUAGAGCAACUUAGUUUCAGUAGCUGCAGAGUUUCACUGAAAUAGCACUAUUCAUUGCCUUUUGUGUGAUUUAGAAGGCACAUUAGCCAGAUAGUUCUGAAAGUGUAAUAUAAUUAUAUGCAGCAUUCAUGGGAAAUGCUCUGAAGUCUCCUCUCAUUGUGAUAGAAACCUUUACCGCUCUUUGAGCUCCAUGAGUCCGUGCUGUGCUGUGCUGAAUCUGAUAGAAAACCCAGUUAUUACUGAACGGUGAGGGGUAGGGACUGAUCCUCUGGCCUGGAAUCCCCUUCCUUUGGCAGUGGCAGAAGUCACCUGUGCAUCCAAAGGUUAAUGACCAAAGGUGGAUCUACACUGAAUGUGUUGUCAGCUCUCCACAUAGGUGAGUGGGAGUGGAUAAGGGAGUACUUAUUGUAGGAGGGGAGAGACUAGGGGGAAUAGUUGAGUAAAGGGGAUUCUGGGCAUUAUGACUGGGAUCUUCAAUGGGUACUCUGAUGGAUUCUGGCCAUCCAAUUCCCCUAGGACUCUUUAUCAAUAAGACCCUCUACAUUUUCAUGAGGGAGUUUUAGCCUGUCUAGCAAUCAUCACUGUUGAUAAGUGGGGGAAAAGAGACAGAACGUGGCUUACUUUAAUGUGACAGCUCUUGGCGCCUGUAAGAGUCUAGGGCUGUAAUACUUCCCCACAGCUGCUGGCUGAGGGUGUGAUCCUCUCGUGAUCUGAGUCUUCCUGACUCUGUGUCCUUGAUCUGUGUGGCAAGGCCAUGUGGCUGACACGGGGCAGUCAGAGCUAUCGCAGACCCUUUUUGCAAGGGUGGGUAAUAUUCAGAGCCAGCCUAAGCCCAGGCUGCCUUUAGAAAGGCGCGAAAAUGAUGCAGCAGUCUAUGGGUACUCUUCAGACACAGGAGACACAGGUCAGGCUGUGCUGUGUGCCAGUACAAACAGCAGGGAUGUUAGUUACAAGAGCCCUUUGCUUUUGAGGUGAAACUUUGCUUGGGGUGAAACUUUGCUUGUAUGCAUUGUUUCACAGAAAGCAGUUGCGAUUUCCAGGCCAGAUCGUGUGAUGAUAUAACUAAUUCCAACUCCCUCAUUAGUGAUAGGCUAAUUUCCACAAGUCUGGCCCAACAUUUCUGAGAAAUUGUGGGUGGCAGGGUUUUUUUUUGUUUGUUUGUUUAUUUGUUGCCUUGAAAAGUGAAAGCAUUUCAAAUACAGUAUGUGAGGUAAACAGGAUUUGUACAUGGACCAUUGAAAACACAACAUUUCAGGCUGUAUUCUGGAUUAAAACUUUGGGAAUGUGAGUUUUUAUAGAGAAUUCCACAUGUAGUGGGAGAAGAGCAUUUUGAGCUAGUCGACCAAGGAGAUGGGACUCAGCUGAGCUUUGAACAGCAGUAAUUGUCCCUAUUGGUGAUACCAUAAUACAUGCUUGACUCAAACAGAACUUUGCACAGGGCAGACCCUGAAGAACCCGUGUAACUAGUUAUUUGUGGUUGUUCGUACUAGUGUGGUCCACUGUUAAGUAGGCCAGACAUAUGAAUAAAACCAACAUUUUUUGAA
Molecule: messenger RNA, 9206 nt
Organism: Dromaius novaehollandiae (emu)
Lineage: Eukaryota; Metazoa; Chordata; Aves; Casuariiformes; Dromaiidae
Product: potassium voltage-gated channel subfamily A member 6-like
Exons: 4
Coding region: 431-1987 (518 amino acids)
Biological process (GO): protein homooligomerization; potassium ion transmembrane transport
Cellular component (GO): voltage-gated potassium channel complex; membrane
Molecular function (GO): delayed rectifier potassium channel activity; protein binding
Source: RefSeq, a predicted model, not a curated record